Molecule: messenger RNA, 810 nt
Organism: Penicillium canariense
Lineage: Eukaryota; Fungi; Ascomycota; Eurotiomycetes; Eurotiales; Aspergillaceae
Exons: 2
Coding region: 1-810 (269 amino acids)
Source: RefSeq, a predicted model, not a curated record
AUGACCUCCCUCCUCAACUCACGCUGGGCCCCGGGUAAUGGCGCCAGCAACAGCGCCCAGACACACCACCACCACCCCCACCACCAACCGCACCCCCGCCGCCCCCGCUCCGAGAACCGCAUCCGCAGCACUCCCACCAGCGCACCACACAAUGCACUUCUCCCACCCGCCGAAGAACUAGCGCGCUUCAUGAAAAUCGUCUCGCGGCUGCGCUGGAAACUGCCCUUCCUGGCGGAGGGCUACCGGCUGGCAACGCAGGCGGAUAACAGCCAGGCCGAGGCCGAGGCGGAGAUCAUGUUUAAGAUCGAUUUCUUCGAAUACUACGCGCUGCUGGAGCGGGCGAUUGUGCAUUUGCUGGCUGUGUUUAAUAUUGCGGUUUCUUCGGCGAGGGGGAGGGUACACACCAACGCCAGCACCAAUGGCACUGGCACUGGCACUGGCUACGGCAAUGACUAUAGCAACGGUAAAGGUGCCGGCGCCAGAAGAAACCACCCCCUGGCACCAGUCCUCGGCACCGGCCAUGUCCAUGAACUCCUCCGGCAAGCGAAGGAGCUGCGCAACCGGUGGAAGACGGCGGAUAUGACGCGGGGCGAGCUAGCGCGGGAUCCGGUGGGGGAUCGGGAUGUUGUUCGGCCAUUGGCGAGCUAUGACUUUGAGGGGAUAUUGACUGGGAUUUUUGGGGGGUUGGAGGAGGGGUUUGUUAGGGCGCGCGAACAUGUGGAUUUGUGUCGGAAGCCGGGGGAGGAAGCCGUCGCAGGGGAUGAGGGUUGGGAGUUCAUGGUUGAUGCUAUGGAUUGGGAGGCUGUUUGA